Nerophis lumbriciformis (worm pipefish) is the source of this 2413-nucleotide messenger RNA. It is a transcript of the gene got1l1, whose product is annotated as glutamic-oxaloacetic transaminase 1 like 1. The record is from RefSeq and is a predicted model, not a curated record. Gene Ontology annotation, biological process: L-aspartate biosynthetic process. Gene Ontology annotation, molecular function: pyridoxal phosphate binding; L-aspartate:2-oxoglutarate transaminase activity. Gene Ontology annotation, cellular component: cytosol. NCBI's taxonomy places the organism in Eukaryota, Metazoa, Chordata, Actinopteri, Syngnathiformes, Syngnathidae.
UUUACUUCAAGUUAUUACAGUAUGUCUCUAUAUACAUAUAUAUAUAUAUUUUUUAAUUCAUUUUGGACCAAGGGGGCACAUUUACAUUUCUUACACACACUUGUUAUUUCAUAUGUUGACCAGAGGGGGAGCACUUUUUAAAACCGACACACAGUGUCCCUCCUUUUUGGGACCACUCUAAUUUUGAUAGAUUUCACCACCAGGGGUGCAAAUGAGACAUUCUCUAUUAGAUGCAAUGGUUUUCUGUAUUGGGACCAUGAUUUAUGUCCUGAAUUUUUCACCGAUCCUCAUAUGGAAGCUACUUUUCCUUGUUGAUGUCUCAAGAAGGGUAGGAAUACAAGAACACACACACACACUCACACAGACACACACACACACACACACAUGCACGCACGCACGCACUCACUCAUGCACGCACACUAACCAAUUCACUAGAGUUUUUAUGAAAAUGACGUGAAUGUAAGACCAAUACAGAAGCAUACUGCAUCCAGCCUGUUACCAGGGUGACAGUUUCCAUUGGUGUCACCUAGCAACCGUCCUCCUCCUCUAAACAAAAGGACGGGUGGACAGCGGACUCGAUUCAGGAUGAGCCUAACGAGCUGUUGCCUUGAUGAAAAGUGUGUCGAGCACCGGGCUGACCCGGCGGGUGACAUGUGGGCCUCUAACAAUGCCGAAGUGAGCCCUGAAAGUCAGUCAUUACUGUGCGCCUUCAAGGAGGACACACACGCUGGCAAAGUCUACCUGGCGGGGAGCGAGUAUUUUGGGGAAGACGGACAGACAUUUAAAUUGCGUCUCGUUGGGAAAAUAAAGCAGCAGUUAAGGAGCGAUCCCACCUUGCGUCCAGAGGCUCAAUGUCUGUUUGCUCAAGCAGAGUUCUGCAGGCGAGCUACAGAAGCAGCUUUGGGCCACAACUCCAAGGCUGUUUUGGAGAACAGGGUGUUAAGUGUGCAUACUCCUGAUUUGUCCGGUGCUGUUCGUCUUGGUGCGGAACUUUUGAGACACUGGUUUGAUGUCGGCAACGCUUGGGAUGGACCAGUCUACCUGCCUUCUCCUUGUGAUGAGUCACUGGCUUCUAACUUGCGAGCUGCAGGCCUUCACCACAUCCAUCACUAUUGUUACUGGGAUGAUGAGCGGCGAGGUGUUUGUUUGGAGAAGCUUCUCGCGGAUCUACAAGAGGCUCCUGAGCGAAGUGUUGUUAUUUUGCCAGCUGGUGGACACGACCCCACCGGAGCAGCCCUCUCUCACAAUCAAUGGGUCAUCAUUGCACAGCUAAUCUUGAGGCGUGGGCUGCACCCCUUCAUCUUGCUGCCAACACAGGCUCUUUGCUUUGGAGAUUUAGAACAGGAGGCGUGGCCUGUGUGGUACUUUGCAGCACAGGGCAUGGAGCUGAUGUGCGCUCAGUCCUUCUCACACUGUUUUGGGCUCUAUGGUGAGGCUGUCGGUCACCUAUUGUGUGUGUUGAAACACAAGUCUGUCCUGUCUGCUCUUCAGUCACAAGCGGACAAAUUGUCCCAGUCUCUGUGGGGCCGGCUGCCUACAGCUGGAGCGCGUGUGGUCACCACCAUACUCAGUAACCCGGCUCAUCUUGUGGAAUGGCAGGGAGAAGUCAAUCACAUGGUGAAAAGAAGCAUGCUUAUCAGACUACUCUUGAGAGAAAAACUCCGACUUCUGGGCUCUCCAGGCUGGGACCAUGUGACCAAACUAAGUGGACUCUACUGUUGCCUGGGCCUGAAUGGCCAGCACGUGGAUUUUCUGUCAAACAGCAGGCACGUUUACGUGCUCCCCGGCGGCUAUAUAAAUGUGAGCGCAAUCAACGGCCGUAACUUGGAUUACAUCGCAGAGUCCAUCCACGCGGCGAGCACUUCACUCUGACUGAGCAGCUGCCUUUUGGCCGGUGUCAGCGAAGCUCCACUGAUUGGACCUUUCACUUAGAAGGGCACCAUGUUGGCUCGACUAUUGAUCUAAGGGGAAGUCCAGCUUAUGUCUUCUUUGCAGUUUACGUCCAAGUUUUCCAGUGCAGUCAAAUCUCUCUCGUGAGUCACAUUCUUCCUCAUCGGAAAUAAGAGAAAUAAGAGCUUCAGAGGAAUCUUUCAAGUACCAGUAAAAUGGAAAAACAAGUUACCUCUAUAAUGAACUUUUUUAUUACCGUAUUUUUCGGACUAUAAGUCGCAGUUUUUUUCAUAGUUUGGCCGAGGGUGCGACUUAUACUCAGGAGCGACUUAUGUGUGAAAUUAUUAACACAUUACCGUAAAAUAUCAAAUAAUAUUAUUUAGCUCAUUCACGUAAGAGACUAGACGUAUAAGAUUUCAUGGGAUUUAGCGAUUAGGAGUGACAGAUUGUUUGGUAAACGUAUAGCAUGUUCUAUAUGUUAUAGUUAUUUAAAUGACUCUUACCAUAAUAUGUUACGUUAACA